AUGCAAAAAUCUUUGGCACAAAUAAAUGAUGGCAAAAAUAAAGGAGCUAGUGAUGAAAAUACUUACUAUAAUUCAACAUUGAAGUUUCUUGAAAGCCAACUUUCUGCUCUUAAAUAAAACUAUUAAUAAAUGGCAUCUUUCAGAAAAAUUGGGUCUAUUGAUUCGAAUAAGGAGAUGGUGGAUAUUUUGAUAAAGUAAUUCCUCCUAGCAAUCAAGUGUAAAUUCAAUGUUCCAUUAAAAAAAGAAUAAGUCGAAUAGGAUACCACAUAAGACAUACUUACUAAUAUAUCAACAAUGCAAUAAUAAAGUAAUUAGCUGCUAGAAACUUUGACAGCCGAUAUAAAUAAUAGUUUCAUUAAAAAGGAUGACGAUUUCAACUUUAUUCAAAAAUAAUUCGAAGAUCUAGCUCAUAAAAUGCAACAAAAUUAGAUUGAACUAAUAAGAUAACUUAAAGACAUAGGCAACUCUGUAAAUUAAUAAGAACUUUAGCAAGAUUUCUAAAAGAAAAUGAAAGAAGAUCAAAAGAAAUUUAUUGAAACAGUAUUGGAAAAAGAGAGAGAGAAAAGAGCGGCUAUGAUUGGAAAGGUUUAAGAGGUUUAGAAUAUUUACAUGAAUAUUGUGACGAAGCUAAUCUCAAAAUUACCAUCUCUAGAGAUAUAAAUUAAAAAGGAAUUCGUUGUUUAAGCUGAAGUUUUUACUGGGCCAGAAAAAAAAGAUAGUAUUUGCAGAACCUUAAAUCUUGAUGAAUACUAUGAUAAAGUUGGGAACAAACUGAUUAGAUCUUAAGCUGACUUAAAUAAAAUAAUAGUUCCAAGAGAAUCUGAAAAAGCAGAGGGAUCUUAAUGA
This is a messenger RNA of Stylonychia lemnae, 846 nucleotides long. The record is from the annotation of a GenBank genome assembly. NCBI's taxonomy places the organism in Eukaryota, Ciliophora, Spirotrichea, Sporadotrichida, Oxytrichidae.